AUGGUUUACCAUGGGCCCCCCUCCGGCGGUUCUCCGUCAUCGGAACCAACCCAGGGUCCAUUGCCUGCUCGACGCGCUACCGAGCCGACUCGUCGUCGUGGGGCUGGUGGACUGGAGCAAUCUCUAUUCGGGCCUGGAGGAGCUGCUGCGGAGAGCCAGAGCGAUGUCGUUGAUAGAAUGGAUAUUGAUCAGGAAAUCGACGACUCUAUCCUCGUCCGUGGUUAUCAUUCGCGGUGCCGCAAUGCUCAGACGAGUCAACCUUACUGCCUCCACAUCCUUGAGUUCGACUUGGUAGGUUACACUCCGUACAUGACUGACGUCGAGGUGCUGCGGAAGGCGAGGGAUAUAAUCCUGAAGGUUCUGUCUAUCUCAUCAGACUCCAGCACUAUCAACGAUAACCGCCCACUAGGGAACAUUUGUUUCCGAGUGACUCUCAAGUCCAGCGACAUCGACAGCCGCAACGCCUACUUCGUGGUCAACAACCGUCUCCUCAAAAUUCAUGACAUGUUGGACCUGGAGUUCCCCUGGUUUCGCGGGCUGCCUUGGAUUUCUUCCAAUUUCAAAGUCGAGCGCGUCGAUCAAGGCCGUCGUUCUUCUACUUAG
Penicillium chermesinum is the source of this 603-nucleotide messenger RNA. RefSeq lists its product as uncharacterized. Lineage: Eukaryota; Fungi; Ascomycota; Eurotiomycetes; Eurotiales; Aspergillaceae. The transcript has a single exon. The coding region runs from base 1 to 603 and encodes 200 amino acids. The record is from RefSeq and is a predicted model, not a curated record.